AUGCCCGGCUCUGUCACUACUAAGCACUACCACUCAAAACCGAGUCUUACUCUUGCCGUAAUAUUCAUACCUUUGCCGAAAGGGAUUGGCGGUGGUAGGCCUGCUCCCGCCGUUCAUCCAGUACCGCCAGAAGAUGUUGGCGCCUUGUACGGCCUCCUCCCCGGAGCGGUCGUCGGUGCCGCUAGUGGUAUCUGGAGCAAUUUGGACUCUGGGACCGCGAGUCCGGACAUUGCGACCGGUGCUUUGCAAACUAUACUGGUAGCAUUGCAAAACACUGUGUCUACAGUACUCGAGGAUACUAAUGAUAACAUGUUCUGGGACGCCGCAGGUGCGAGCAAUUUGAUGAACAUGCUCUCAGGAGGCUUCUUUCUCCAGCCCACCGACAUAUCCAACUCAGACGCAGUCGACGCAUGGACUGUCGACUUCCUUUCCCGUGUCAUCAACAAGGUCUGGCGUGGCUACGCCACUUAUGUAUCCUUCACAGAUCUUAGUGACGAUGCUGCUGGUAGUAAAUGCGCCGUCGACACAAUCAGCCCCAACUCCUCCAAAUACUGCGCAGACAGCGAUGUCUACUACCUCAACAACUUUGAUCGCAACAGCGGUCACUUAGACAAGCGUUACGGCUAUGACAGUCUCGUCGACCACGGUAUCACCCCCGCGAACAUCACCAAAGCUUCGGCCUAG
This is a messenger RNA of Letharia lupina, 684 nucleotides long. RefSeq lists its product as uncharacterized. The transcript has 4 exons. The record is from RefSeq and is a predicted model, not a curated record. Bases 1 to 684 code for a protein of 227 amino acids. Lineage: Eukaryota; Fungi; Ascomycota; Lecanoromycetes; Lecanorales; Parmeliaceae.